GGAGGAUGGCACGCACCGUGCGAGAUGCCCUGCUCACAGCCUUGGACAAUCUGAGUGGGAGAAGCUUCAAGAGGUUCCGCAGCAAAAUAACGGACUGGGACAUCAAGGAGGGCUUCAACACGAUUGCCAAAAGCUUGCUAGAGAAGGCAGAACCUGAUGACGUGGUGGAUCUGAUCCUGAAUCACUACAAGGAGUGUUAUGGUCCAGAGCUGACGGUGGAAGUUCUAGAAGCCAUCGAUGAGAAGCAAGAGGCCUCGAAACUGAUGAAGGACCUGGAGAACGGACAACAGGACAAGCUGUGCACUGCAGCAGAACGUAUGCAGCAAGCAGUGACAUGCGGUACCUGGUUCCAGAGCCCACCACAGUCUGCCUCAAGCCACAAAAUGCACUUUGUGGAUCAACAUCGGGAGGCUCUGAUAAAAGGGGUGGCCCUGGUAGAUCCCAUCCUGGAUAGCCUUAUGUCUGCAAAUCUGCUGACUUACGAAGAUUAUUCCACAAUAAGGAGAGAGGGAACAUCUUAUGCGCAGAUGAGGAUGCUCUUCUACAAAUACGUCUGUUCCUGGGAGGAGCCUCAGAAGGAUGUAUUGAAUAACGCCUUGAAAAAAAAUAAUCGCAUUUUGAUGGAAAAUCUGGGGGGAAGUUAG
Molecule: messenger RNA, 644 nt
Organism: Nanorana parkeri
Lineage: Eukaryota; Metazoa; Chordata; Amphibia; Anura; Dicroglossidae
Product: apoptosis-associated speck-like protein containing a CARD
Exons: 4
Coding region: 6-644 (212 amino acids)
Biological process (GO): regulation of apoptotic process; inflammatory response; innate immune response
Source: RefSeq, a predicted model, not a curated record